AAUAUAUCCGUGAACAACAUCCUAGCGAAAAAACCUACAAUCAAGAGAGAAUAUGACUGACCCACGGAAUGUGACGUAGCAGACGUUGGCAUAUCGCGUUGAUAGGGAAGUGUGUAGGAAAAAUAUGUUGCGCGUACCUAAGGCCACCGACCCCACAAUGAGCUGGCGACAAAACACUACUCAAAACUGCGUGAAAACCUCCUAAAAAACCAAGCCAGGGCGUAGAUUUUCUUCUUGUUCUUUUCGAACUCUGCGUUUUGUGUUCUGUGUUGUGUUCUGGUCUCUUCCUCUCUCUCUCUCUCUCUCCCUCUCGUACCAGUAUAUAUUCAAGCCAGACGCCUGCUUAAGAAGCUCUCUCGUAUAUGCAAGUCUGCCGUUGAGACAGAGAUGGGGUCGAUGGUUGUUCCUGCGAGGCUUUGCAUUCUCAGCCUGAGCAUUCUUAUUCUAACCACCUCGUCCUACGCUUCUCACCAUGUUCAUGCACUGCCUUCUCUUGAACAAGCACGAGAAGCUCCGGUGGUUUCCCCUCGCAACUCGCCAAGAAAGCUCAGACCCUUCGAGCAAGUCGCUGUAACUGUAAGAAGCAAUCCUGCCAAACUGGCUGAGAAGCUCAUUGUUCACAUAAAAGGGCGUGGCAAAGAAGUUCCCACGGCGGCGCCAAAGCGGAAAGAAGAUAAAUCGGGUGGGGAUGGCGUCGGCAGCAGAGAACCAGGCCCGGCGACGAUGCAUGGGAAGGACAAGAGAGGGACAUGGAGAGAAUGGGGGGAGGGGACCGACCCGACCCAAUAUUUUACCAUGGAUUAUUCCCAAGUCCGAAGACGACGCCCGAUUCACAACAAGUCCUUGCCGGUUGGUCCAUGAAAAAAAAAAAGAAGCCUUUUGUCCCCUUAAAUUUUUGUCCUAGGAGAACGUAUAUGUUUAUACAUAUAUAGAGUCUCCCUUUUUAAGGACACUCCAAACAAAACGACCCCUCGUUCGCUCUACAAAAUUUUCUGAAAAGACAGGAAAGCCGUGUCUUUUCCUGCGAGUAGGGAAAUGAGGGAAGUGUCUUAAAAACAUCUCUCUCGUGGCCGACAUCGUCGAGCAAAA
Molecule: messenger RNA, 1089 nt
Organism: Rhodamnia argentea
Lineage: Eukaryota; Viridiplantae; Streptophyta; Magnoliopsida; Myrtales; Myrtaceae
Product: protein GOLVEN 6-like
Exons: 4
Coding region: 388-861 (157 amino acids)
Source: RefSeq, a predicted model, not a curated record